Xylaria bambusicola is the source of this 994-nucleotide messenger RNA. Its product is annotated as Pre-rRNA-processing protein TSR2-domain-containing protein. Gene Ontology annotation, biological process: maturation of SSU-rRNA from tricistronic rRNA transcript (SSU-rRNA, 5.8S rRNA, LSU-rRNA). The transcript is spliced from 3 exons. Gene Ontology annotation, cellular component: nucleus. The coding region runs from base 97 to 726 and encodes 209 amino acids. The record is from RefSeq and is a predicted model, not a curated record. Lineage: Eukaryota; Fungi; Ascomycota; Sordariomycetes; Xylariales; Xylariaceae.
AGAGGGACCUGGGGGUCAAAAAAAAAGUCAUUGAAGUUACAUACUUGGAAACGGUAUCGCAAACAGAUAGCAUAGACACCAGAAACAAUUCUAACAAUGGCAUCUUCCCUCACAGAAGGGCCAUCACCUGAAAGCCGACAGCAGCAAUUCGAACAAGGCAUCGCGAUAUCCCUGCACCUAUGGCAAUCCCUCACCAUCGCCGUGCAGAACAACUGGGGCGGCCCGGACUCCUCCGACAAGCGAGACUGGCUAGCCGGCGUCAUCGUCGACAUGUUCCCCAGUUUCGUCGACUUAGCAACAAAAUCUCAGAGCAAGAAGCUUCCCGAGGAGCCCGUCGCGGAAGAAAUAGAGGAGACGCUGCUGCAGGUCAUGUUCGACGAGUUCGAGGCCAACGUCGACGACCAGUCCGAGGCCGAGGUCGCCGACCGCAUCAUGAAGUGCCGGACCCAGUGCGCCGCGGGCAAUUUCGCGCUCGUCGAGGAGCUGAGGGCGCGCUGGCUCGACACCAAGGGCAAGAAGGUCGUGGCGCAAGCCGCGGCUGACCCAGACCAGGACACCGAUUGGGAGAGCGGCAGCGACGACAAUGAGGACGACGAUGGCGAAAGUGGGAGCAAGGAUGUUGACAUGGACGAUGCCCCGGCUUUGGUGCCCGUGGUUCCGAGAGAAAAGCCACAGCCUGAGAUAGACGAAGAUGGUUUCGAAAAAGUCUCACGGAGGAGGAGGUGAUCCGCAGCGGAAGGCACAGAAAAUAGCUGCAUGGAAAAGACUUACGGAUGACGAGCACAGGUUCCGAUUCGGUGAACAGUGUUUCUAAUAUUCGAGGCCUGUGGUAAAGAGAAUAUACAGAGUCGCGGGAAAAGGGAGUAGAAUCAUAAACAGCCCCCUACCCAAUCCAAACAUCAAAGGACAACCAAGAGACGCCAGCCGCAAUCCAUCGAAACCAAAUAUUACGCUCGACACUACUCCCUUUCACACGUACCUACAUUCUGUAAAG